UUCACUCAACAAAAAGACAUUCAAGGGCACAAAGUAUGGUGUGACUCCAAUUCAGCUUCAGCUACAUGAAAGAAAAGAAAAGACGCAGACCAUUCUGCUUUCUUUUUUGCUUUAUCUUUACUGCUGCUUUUCUCAACCCUUAAACAGUGUCUUUCAGACUUCUGUCUUUGGCUCCAUCCCACCAUAUCCUAAUCCAUUCCGCCACAAACAAUCCCUCUACGAUAUCAUGCAAACUCCAGCGCUUUUCUUUGUCUUUUCUCUUUGCAUAUAAAACCCGCCAUCCAACUCCAUCAACAAACAAAGACAAAACCUCAAUUCCAUCAGAAAAUUAAUAUGGAGAUAUUGUCACAGUUGUGGUCUCUGCUAGGCCUUCUGACAGUCCUCCAAAACAUUCUUCCAACCCAACUCCUCUCGUUCCUGCACUCAUUCUAUGAAUCUCUCCAAGAUUUCUUCAGCCCACAUGCCUACUUUGAAAUCCCAGAAUUCAAUGGCUAUUGUGGAGUUGACGUUAAUGAUCUCUACCGCCAUGUUAACCUUUAUCUAAACUCUGUUUACUCCUCUUCCUCUUGUCGCCGUCUAAGCCUUUCAAGAUCAAAAUCUUCCAACCGCAUUGCCUUUACUGUUGCACCAAAUCAUACAGUCCACGACUCUUUCGACGGCCACCAUCUCUCUUGGACUCACCAUGUCGAGACCAUCCAAGAUUCCCUCGAAGAAAAGAGAAGCUUCACUCUCCAGCUUCCCAAGCGCCAUCGCCUCACUCUCCUUUCCCCCUACCUCCAGCACGUCACCACAAAAGCUGAGGAGUUCGAAAGAGUUUCAAGAGAGCGGAGACUCUUUACCAACAAUGGACAUGGCUCGUAUGAAUCCGGCUGGUCAUCCGUUCCCUUUCGCCACCCCUCCACAUUUGAGACACUAGCACUCGAGCCAGAGCUAAAAGAUCAACUCAUGGAUGACCUAAAAGCAUUUUCUGAAGGAAAGGAGUUCUAUCAGAAAAUUGGACGUGCAUGGAAACGCGGCUACUUGUUACACGGUCCUCCAGGGUCCGGAAAAUCCAGCCUCAUUGCAGCGAUGGCAAAUUUCUUAUGCUAUGAUGUGUAUGAUCUUGAACUUAGCAAAGUCUCAGACAACUCUGAGCUGAGGGCUUUGCUCAUUCAAACAACCAAUCGUUCAAUAAUCGUCAUUGAAGACAUAGACUGCUCGAUUGACCUCACCGGUGACCGGCUAGCAAAGACUAGGGGAGAAUCAUCCAUCCACAACCACAAAAAGGGUCCUCCUAGCAGACAUGAUCAUCGCGGCUGCAGUGACAGUGGAGGUGGAGAUGACGGGCGGGUGACUUUAUCAGGACUCUUGAACUUCACGGAUGGACUGUGGUCUUGUUGCGGAGAAGAGAAAGUGAUUGUUUUCACCACAAACCACAGGGACAACGUCGAUCCGGCGCUUGUUAGAUGUGGGCGCAUGGACGUGCAUGUUAGCCUUGGCACGUGCGGCAUGCAUGCGUUCAAGGCCUUGGUGAAGAACUAUCUGGGGGUGGACUCAAAUGCGUCCUUUGAUGUUGCGGAGAGCUGUAUAAGAUCAGGUGGGGCCCUCACGCCAGCUCAGAUUGCUGAAAUCUUGUUGAGGAAUAGGAGGGAUGCUGACGUGGCGGUCAAAGCUGCGAUAUCUGCCAUGCAAGCAAAGAUUUUGGGUGUUGAAGGAGCAGGAGAUCACCAUGGGGGUGGUGAAUAUGAUGACCUGGCAAAAUCACUGGAAAGUUUUGACCGGAGGCUGAUGGGUUCGCCGGAUAACUGGGAGGGCUCACCGGAAAAGCUUGUAGGGAAGAAGAGGAAAGAUGGAUAUAGUUGUUCUUGGGAGAGGAAGGUCAACUUGCUUGUGAGACUUAAAUCUUUGACUAAAUCUGAUUCUGGAAGAAGGGGUGUAUGAACUUGUAAUUUGGCUAUGUGCUGACUGAUUCGCUGCAUCAUUCCUGAGCUGAAUAUCGUUUUUGUUUAAUUAGUUGUACUUUUGAGGCUUAUUUUAUGUUCUUGAAAAGUUCGACUAGUCUUAUGUACGUGGGACUGAAUUCC
Molecule: messenger RNA, 2063 nt
Organism: Coffea eugenioides
Lineage: Eukaryota; Viridiplantae; Streptophyta; Magnoliopsida; Gentianales; Rubiaceae
Product: AAA-ATPase At5g57480-like
Exons: 1
Coding region: 334-1920 (528 amino acids)
Molecular function (GO): ATP hydrolysis activity; ATP binding
Source: RefSeq, a predicted model, not a curated record